GAAUGCCCAGUGCCCCGGCGACGCGGUCGCGAGGUGCAGGCACCGAGAUGGACUCCGUGCGCGACCUCAAGCGUCUCCUCCACGAGCGAACGGAGGCGCUCAGGCGUAAGGACGAGGCCGUCGAGAGCCUCGAACGCGCCCUCGAGGAGCGUGACGCGACCAUACGCUAUUUGCGCAACGAGAUCGACAAGUUUCGGCAGAUCGUCGAUUUGGGCAUCGUCACCGGACCAUUGAAUCCCGACCGGAGGCUCAAGAGGCUCGCCAUAUCGGCGGAACCGCUGAGGAACGACUCUAAGCCCAUACGCAAAUUCAGCAAGCCUCUAAGGUCUCGUGAGCUGAUAAAGGCUGCGAUUUUAGAUAAUGAUUUUAUGAAGAAUUUGGAACUCACACAAAUUCGUGAAAUUGUUGACUGUAUGUAUCCUGUUACAUUUCCUGCUGGUUCAAUAAUUAUUCGCGAAGGAGAUGUCGGCUCAAUUGUUUUUGUUAUGGAAGAGGGUAAGGUGGAAGUCUCAAGGGACGACAAAUAUCUGAGUACCCUGGCUCCUGGUAAGGUGUUAGGCGAAUUAGCUAUUCUUUACAAUUGCAAAAGAACAGCGACCAUAACAGCAGCGACAGAUUGUCAGUUAUGGGCGAUAGAUAGACAAUGUUUUCAAACUAUUAUGAUGAGAACUGGCCUUUCCAGACAAGCCGAGUACACGGAUUUCUUAAAAAGUGUUCCAAUUUUCAAAGCUUUGCCCGAGGAAACUUUGAUAAAAAUCUCAGAUGUAUUGGAAGAGACUUUCUACAAUAAUGGUGACUACAUAGUUAGACAAGGAGCGAGAGGAGAUACAUUCUUUAUCAUUAGUCGAGGUCAGGUGCGAGUGACUAUCAAGCAACCUGAUACUACGGAGGAGAAAUAUAUUAGGACCUUGAGCAAGGGCGACUUCUUCGGCGAAAAAGCUCUUCAAGGUGAUGAUCUCAGGACGGCAAAUAUCAUAGCAGAUGACCCGGAUGGAGUUUCCUGUCUCGUUAUAGACAGAGAAACGUUCAAUCAAUUAAUAUCUUCUUUGGAUGAAAUUCGAAUGCGCUACAAGGAUGAACUAGUCGUACGCAGAAGGUUGAACGAGGAGUUCCGUGAGCUGAGACUUCAGGACCUACGCUCUUUGGCGACGCUGGGCGUCGGUGGCUUCGGACGCGUGGAGCUCGUCCAAAUAGCCGGCGACAACUCGCGAUCCUUCGCCCUGAAGCAGAUGAAGAAGGCGCAAAUCGUCGAAACGCGACAACAGCAGCACAUCAUGUCGGAGAAGAGGAUAAUGGGCGAGGCCGACUGCGACUUCAUUGUCAAGCUCUUCAAGACGUUCAAGGACCGCAAGUACCUGUACAUGCUCAUGGAGGCUUGUCUAGGAGGUGAGCUGUGGACGGUGCUAAGGGACAAGGGACACUUUGACGAUCCCACGACGCGCUUCUACACGGCUUGCGUCGUCGAGGCUUUCGACUAUCUUCAUUCGCGCAAUAUCAUAUAUAGGGAUCUCAAGCCGGAGAACCUCCUACUCGACAGUCAAGGAUACGUAAAACUUGUAGAUUUUGGUUUUGCCAAACGACUUGAGCACGGCAGGAAAACAUGGACCUUCUGUGGCACUCCGGAGUACGUAGCUCCAGAGGUUAUUCUCAAUAGAGGGCACGAUAUUAGCGCCGAUUACUGGUCACUCGGUGUCCUCAUGUUCGAACUACUCACCGGAACUCCUCCAUUUACCGGAGCAGAUCCUAUGAAAACUUAUAAUAUAAUUUUGAAAGGAAUCGACGCCAUCGAGUUCCCGCGAACAAUAACGCGCAAUGCUACUGUCCUCAUCAAAAAGCUUUGCAGAGAUAAUCCAGCGGAACGUCUUGGUUACCAAAAAGGAGGCAUUAGUGAAAUUCAAAAGCACAAGUGGUUCGAUGGAUUUAAUUGGGAGGGCCUGAGAGCAAGAACGCUGGAGCCUCCGAUAAUGCCAAAAGUUUUAAGUCCUGUGGAUACGACGAAUUUCGACGAGUAUCCGCCAGAUGCGGAUACACCGCCACCAGACGACGUAUCUGGAUGGGAUAAUGAUUUUUAACAUCAGGGAUCGAACGAAACGCCUUUACGGCUGUUGGAAAUCUAUUUUUGUAUUCGUCGCCAGCGCAUCCGCGGGACGGACAAAUAAUAUUUUUAUAAUUGACAAAUGUUGGCCUCUGGAACAAGGCUCAACUGUUGUAGAUUCAUGAAAUGAUGUCAUAAACAGCGAUCCAAAAUAAUCUUCAUUUUUGAUAAUUUAUUUGUCCAAGAUCUCAAAAUGAAGAAUUCUCGGACCACUGUUUACCACUGUCGCUUAUUUUUAGGGAAGAAAUUAUUAAAUUUUACUCGAAAACGUAUUACAAAAUGCACAAUGUUAUUGCGUAUAGUAAUUUUUAAUAGGAACCAAGGAACGAGCCCGUUAUGAAUAAUGGGCAUGACGUUACUGUGAAACAUGCAGUGAUGAAUCAAUUGUAAAAUCAUAAAAGAAUUUGUUGAUAAUUUUUUAAUACCGAUA
Messenger RNA from Ceratosolen solmsi marchali, 2525 nucleotides. RefSeq names its product cGMP-dependent protein kinase for (gene for). The transcript has 10 exons. NCBI's taxonomy places the organism in Eukaryota, Metazoa, Arthropoda, Insecta, Hymenoptera, Agaonidae. Gene Ontology annotation, molecular function: ATP binding; cGMP-dependent protein kinase activity. The record is from RefSeq and is a predicted model, not a curated record. Gene Ontology annotation, biological process: protein phosphorylation. Bases 3 to 2072 code for a protein of 689 amino acids.